Messenger RNA from Trachymyrmex septentrionalis, 501 nucleotides. RefSeq lists its product as uncharacterized. The transcript has a single exon. Gene Ontology annotation, biological process: detection of chemical stimulus involved in sensory perception of smell; sensory perception of smell. The record is from RefSeq and is a predicted model, not a curated record. Gene Ontology annotation, cellular component: plasma membrane. Lineage: Eukaryota; Metazoa; Arthropoda; Insecta; Hymenoptera; Formicidae. Bases 1 to 501 code for a protein of 166 amino acids. Gene Ontology annotation, molecular function: olfactory receptor activity; odorant binding.
AUGCUCCUGGACACAGCCGAUAGUCCUGCAUUUAGUCGCUACGACAAAGAAUAUGAGGAUUUACUCAUAAACUACGCGUGGAAGGGCAUCUUCCAUCAUGCGAUUUAUCAAAGCUUCGGAGGAAUUGCGGUGUUUUGUUGGGGUUUUACUCCAAUCGCUGAUUUCGUCGCUAGUCGUUCACGCCAACUGCCCAUGGAGGGAUGGUACCCUUAUAAUACGACGGCGACACCGGCUUUCGAGAUCACCGCGGCACAUCAGGGCAUCGCUAUCAUAAUUGCUUGCUUUCAUAACGUGGCGAUGGAUACACUGAUGACGGGCUUAAUCAUGGUCGCCUGUUGCCAGCUGGCAAUCCUAGAGCGCAACAUUAUCUCGAUUGAUAACAAGGCAAGCAUUCGUGGAAUGCAGAAUGAUAAUGAUAAGGACAAGCCGCUCGAAAGGAGAACUUUAGCUUAUCAACUACUCAAACGAUGCGCUAUGCACAGUAAUAUGAUAUUUCAGUAA